GCUACCGGACUUUUACAAGCUGCCGGCAUCAUUGACCAAGUUGUCGUUCGGAAUCCCGGGGGGCAGCUUUGUUCGGCCCGCCCGAGUCGUGCUCAACUCCUACGGCGCCAUGUCUCGGGAUCUCCCAGGGGCGUGUACGCGAAUAGUUAGGAUUUCAGGGCGUGAUCUGGGUAGGUUCAAGGAGAACGACGCUCGGGGGAGAUUAGGAUGCUGGGAGGUUUCUCAAACUCCAUCGCCGGAUAUCGAAAUCCUUGCCGAGGCCGCGGACUAUCUCAGGACUAAAGAUACCCCUGUUGCUUUUCCGACAGAGACUGUCUAUGGACUUGGGGCAGACUCGACCAGGAGUGCGGCCGUGAGAGGCAUCUAUUCCGCUAAGGGGAGGCCAUCGGAUAAUCCCUUAAUUGUUCAUGUCUCGGACCUAGAGAUGCUUCAAGACAUUCUAGCCCCCCCGAGCACCACGAACGGGGUGGCAGCCACGAGCAACGACCGUAUACCUAAAAGAUACAAGCCGGUUAUAGAGCGUUUCUGGCCGGGUCCAUUGACGAUACUGCUCCCGAACCCGACCCCUUCCAAACUAGCCCCCGAAGUCACAGCGGGGCUGAAAACCUUUGGCGUUCGGAUGCCGAAAUCACCCCUAGCUCUCUCGCUCAUCAAACUGACAGGCGCGCCCCUAGCCGCUCCAUCAGCAAACGCCUCUACGAGGCCCUCGCCAACUGCUGCUGAACAUGUAUUGGAGGACCUCGAUGGCCGCAUCGAGCUUAUACUCGACGGGGGCCUCUGCCCUGUUGGUGUUGAGAGCACGGUGGUCGACGGCCUAUGUGACCCUCCGGUGAUCCUUCGGCCGGGGGGAGUGAGUAUAGAUGAGUUGCGGAGCUGUCCUGGCUGGGAAAAGGUCGAAAAGGGGUACCGGGAUGAGAGCGAGGCGGGCAAAUCCGCGCCGAGGGCGCCGGGGAUGAAAUAUAAGCACUACAGCCCCAAAGCAAAGGUAAUUCUAUACGAGGCAACCGUCGGGAUGAGCCAGGGCGACAUGCUGGCCCAGGACGUCGAAGCGUUCGUUGAAGGCCGGCAUGCCCGGCAGAUACCAACAACCGAAGGCGAAGCAUUGCGAAUUGGUAUAAUACGGACCCGGUGCUGGAAGCCCGCCGCCGGAUUGCGCUGCAGCCGCUUCGAGAAGGGAGAGACGACGGGGACAGCGACUGGUCAGGGAACCCAAGGGGCUGAGCUUGACGUUCAAGAAGCGGAAUUUUAUGACAACGCAGGCCAACGUCUCGCUGGAAGGCUUAUGGAUGUAAGCAUAGGGAAGGACGCUAGGAGCGUAGCGCAAGGGCUUUUCUCGGCGCUGCGGGAGCUAGAUAGACGAAGCGCAGACAUCAUUUUUGUGGAGGGUAUAGAAGACAACGAAGACAUCGGCGCGGCGGUCAUGAAUAGGCUACGCAAAGCAGCUUCUCAGAUUAGAUCGUAGGCCACAAUCGGCGCGACCACUCCACUUCAGCUCGGCAAAUAUCCCGUUGACAAGAAACACCGACUUUUCGCCAACGCUGUGCCGAAGUCUAUUUAUAACGUCUGGGGCUAUCUCAUAGUGUUUCUCGUAUCUCUAUGUGGUAUGAGGUAUAGUAUGCUGAAGAGAAUCGCGGUCCCUCACAAGCCUUGCCUCAACCAGUCUGUCAACUUGGCCUUUCCUAAUUGCGCUAGGUUGUUCACGCCUUGCUCGCUGAGAUCGAUACGGCUUAGGUUAACAUCUUGCGUCGGCGCCUUGCUGACUCUCUGCACGAUGAUGGUCGGGUCGGUUUCCAGGAUGAUACCGUCGUCGACGAUCUCGUCGAUGGCGAGCGAUACCAGGUCGUAAUUUUCGAUGAUGGUCCGCUUGUCAACCGACUGCCUAUGUUUUGUUAGUCGCGCCGGCGCACUAGGCUUCUCGCAAA
This is a messenger RNA of Durotheca rogersii, 1922 nucleotides long. RefSeq names its product translation factor. Bases 110 to 1462 code for a protein of 450 amino acids. The transcript has a single exon. Gene Ontology annotation, cellular component: cytoplasm. Lineage: Eukaryota; Fungi; Ascomycota; Sordariomycetes; Xylariales; Xylariaceae. Gene Ontology annotation, biological process: regulation of translational fidelity. Gene Ontology annotation, molecular function: tRNA binding; nucleotidyltransferase activity; double-stranded RNA binding. The record is from RefSeq and is a predicted model, not a curated record.